Orbicella faveolata is the source of this 1375-nucleotide messenger RNA. RefSeq lists its product as uncharacterized. The record is from RefSeq and is a predicted model, not a curated record. NCBI's taxonomy places the organism in Eukaryota, Metazoa, Cnidaria, Anthozoa, Scleractinia, Merulinidae.
AUGGCUCGUGAGACUACACACGAAUUCCCAGCAGCACAAGUGUUCAUGGACCUCGCGGUAAAUCGGCCUGUUCGAACGCGGAGUAAAGGUGAUGGUGUGAAUUUACAUGUCUGCUUCGACAAGAAACUAAAGCAGAAUGCUUUGAACAACUUUCUAAUGAGCCAUACGCCUUACAGAUGUUCUUUGGGAAGACCAAAGGAGAUACUCAACGCGAAACGGAGAACGAAAGCUGCGUCUUCAGAGGUCUCUCUUCCUAAGAUACCUGAGUCACUUACUGGAAGAACUCUAACUCCAGAGGACGGCCCAAGGCAACAAACUACAAAACGUUUGAUUGACCUUGAAAGCGAAGAAGAAGAGGAACAGUGUAAUUUUCUCUCUUGUAAAUCUGUUAAAGAAGAUCACAGCCACUCAGCUGCUCGACCAACAAUUGACUCUAGGAAGGAGAGCAGAUCAAGAAGGUUACCGCUCAUUUUGAAGAAGGGAAACUGUCCCUCUUGUUUGCGGACUGAUAACAAGUCGGAGAAAUCGUUAGAUAAGCUACCAAAUGGACAGGAUUACUCACCAGCAAAGACGGGCAGCGAUCUUGGCAAUGAGAACAAGUCAUCGCGUGAUAAAGAAUCUACUACAGUGAUGGAGGACGGGGCUAGAAUUACAGUUAUUCAACAAAGACUCUUUAUUGAAGUUUUUAUGCCAAGGACUUCGUAAUCAAAACUCACGUUGCGUUAAUAUACAAAUGUGUCUGAGGAUGUGCGAAGAUUGAUUACAAUAGUUUAAUACAAUGUCAUGAGGCUUUUAAUUUAUCAUAAUAUCGGUAAAACGUGACCCAGGGUGAAAAGGGAGAGAAAUUAUAUGCUAAUUUAUUAAGAAAAGCAAGGACCGGAAUGGCGUCAUUCGUUCGUUGUACUGAAGUGGAGACAACCACAAGCCUCCGGUCACAAACUUACCACUGGAACAAUUAAAAUGGUUAUCUUGGAAGAAAUUGAAUCUAUUUGACUGUAUCGAUUCCGAGUAUCGAACUGUAUAAAAUAACAUGACAACAUUAAGAUGCCAAAGAACUAUCAAAUCGCUGGCUCCAGUCUCGAAUUCAGUAUAGGCUGCAAGCAGGCUCUUCGCGGAGAUAAAAAGUAGCGGAAAAAGAAAGUAGGAAAGGAAAAAGAGAAGAAGUCUUCCUCCCCCUUCCUCUCCUUCUUUCUUACCACGCGAAGAGCCUGCUGGGAGGCUAGGUCCAGUGUCGCUAGUCACGCUAGAGUUUCUUCCUUUGGUUGUUAAAUUUACCAUAAGAGAUGAGACGAUUUUCUUCCUGUUUGUGUAAUUGUGGUUUAUAAGUGAAUUAUAAUGAGGAAAGACAAAUUAAAAUACCCUUUGCAGUUUGGUA